Molecule: messenger RNA, 654 nt
Organism: Trichomonas vaginalis G3
Lineage: Eukaryota; Parabasalia; Trichomonadida; Trichomonadidae
Product: spectrin binding
Exons: 1
Coding region: 1-654 (217 amino acids)
Molecular function (GO): protein binding
Source: RefSeq, a predicted model, not a curated record
AUGAAAGAUGAUAUAAAACUAUUUAUUUCAUUCACAGAACGAGAAGGAUUCUCUGAACAUCGAAAACUCAAAAGUGAUUUCUAUCCACCUUCAAGAUUCGGAUAUACAUUUCUUGAAUUAUGCUGUUAUCACGGCUCAGUUAAUUGUUUUAAAUUUUUACGAACUAAAUUCAAUUCAAAAAUCACUAAAGAAUGUCUUCAACUUUCAUUUUUAGGGAAGAAUCCAUACAUUAUCAAUGAAUGUUUGAAAGAUCAGAAACCGGAUUAUAGUUGCAUGAAAUAUGCAAUAAUAUCGCAUAAUAUUGAUUUUGUUUGUUUUUUAGUGAAUGAAUACAAAAUUGAAAUUGACUUAAAUUCAUGUUGUGAAUACUAUAAUCUUAAAGCCUUUUUGGUUUAUUUAGAUCGAACUCAAGAUGUUGACGAAUGCUUCACAUAUUCGUCAAGUUUAAAUCUUCCUAUUUUAUGUGAAUAUUUACUUUCACAUUUUGCAAAUAUAAAUGCAUUAAAUAGAUCUGGGAAUUCGGCUCUUCACAUAGCAUCAGAAUAUAAUUUUCUCUCGAUAACACAAUUUCUUCUUGAUCAUGGAGCAUUUGUAAAUAUAAAAAAUCAUCAACUCCCCUGUUUAUUGCAUCAGGAAAAAAUAAUAGAGAAGUAG